This is a messenger RNA of Abrus precatorius (Indian licorice), 2443 nucleotides long. Its product is annotated as probable WRKY transcription factor 20. The record is from RefSeq and is a predicted model, not a curated record. Bases 651 to 2120 code for a protein of 489 amino acids. Gene Ontology annotation, molecular function: sequence-specific DNA binding; DNA-binding transcription factor activity. Gene Ontology annotation, biological process: regulation of DNA-templated transcription. The transcript is spliced from 6 exons. NCBI's taxonomy places the organism in Eukaryota, Viridiplantae, Streptophyta, Magnoliopsida, Fabales, Fabaceae.
AAUCUUCUUUUUUGUUGGUGCUUGACCUUUUUGUUUGUUUUUGUUUCAACGGUGCAGCAGUGUGCACGGAAAAGUCUUCUUCUUUUCCUUUACUAUUUAUAUAUUUGGAACAAACGAAUCAAUGCAUUGCCAACGAUUAGUGGAUUGAUUUUAGUUGUGUUGCUGUGAGAAUAGUAUAAGGAAUGUCAGAAAGAUUGUGGGUCUAGAUUUUUUUGGAAGGACUUGAUUUUCUAGACGUUAAUCGUCUAGAUGGUCCUAAUUCGUGUAGAAUUAUGUGCUACUUUCAUGUGGGAAUGGCUUUUCUAAACUAUGACUGAUUGUUUAUAUAACUAACUUCCGCAUAUUGUAAUGUACUCUGCUAUCUUUGUCAUAAGGAGAAGGACUCCAAAUAAUCAUCUUGCAAUAUUAUCAAGAGGAGGAAAUAGAGUACUUUGUUUAUGGUCAACAAGAGUGGGCCGUUUGCAUUGUUGGGUGAUAACUUUUUGCUGCUGUUUGGUUUAUUCAGAUGAUUAUGUAUAUGCUCUCUUUCCAUUGUUAUUUACUGAUUUCAUAGGUUGAUUGGUUGCUGUUUGGGGCCUUGGGGUUUGCAGGUGGAGCCUUCACCGACUACAGGGUCCCUUCCUAAGCUUCUACAAACAGUACAUGGUUCUAUGGCUUCUGCUGCAUCUGCUACAUUUCCUGCAACUACUGCUCGCUUCAAUACCAGUAAUGUUGAUGACAGAAAACCAAGCUUCUUUGAGUUUAAACCAUACAAUAGAUCAAAUAUGGUUCCUGAAGACUUCAACAGCCAUGUAAGUAAACAAUCUACUCAAGGUCCAGGAAAAUCUCACUCAUUUACUUCCUCGCCAUUAGUUGAAAGUGAGAUAGCAGUUCCCUCUAAUGAAUUAAGCUUAUCAUCACCUGUUCAAGUGGUUAGUUCUGGGGCUACUGCUCCUGUUGAUGUUGAUUUGGAUGACAUUAACCACAAAGGCAACACAGCUAAUGGGCUUCAAGUCUCCUAUGUUGAGGUUAGAGGCAGUGGACUUUCAGUUGCAGCUGAGAAAACAUCUGAUGAUGGAUACAAUUGGCGAAAAUAUGGGCAAAAACAUGUUAAAGGAAGUGAAUUUCCACGCAGUUAUUACAAAUGUACACAUCCUAACUGUGAAGUGAAAAAACUUUUUGAACGCUCUCAUGAUGGUCAAAUUACUGAGAUAAUUUACAAGGGAAAACAUGAUCAUCCUAAACCUCAACCAAGCUGCCGAUACUCUGCUGGUAGUGCUAUGUCUAUUCAAGGAGAGAGAUCUGAUAGGGCUUCUUCUUUGGCUGGCCGAGAUGACAAAGCAUCCAAUAUGCAUGGUCAGGUAUCUCACCCUGCUGAGCCCAACGGUACUCCAGAGCUGUCACCUGUAGCAACAAAUGAUGAUAGUCCAGAGGGUGCUGGGUUUGUGUCAAACAGGACAAAUGAUGAGGUUGAUGAUGACGAUCCCUUCUUGAAGCGAAGAAAAAUGGAACUUGGAAGUGCUGACAUUGCUCCAGUAGUUAAACCUAUCCGGGAACCACGAGUUGUUGUACAAACUUUAAGCGAGGUUGAUAUAUUGGAUGAUGGGUACCGCUGGCGUAAGUAUGGGCAGAAGGUAGUAAGGGGAAAUCCUAACCCAAGGAGUUAUUAUAAAUGCACAAAUGCUGGUUGCCCCGUUAGAAAGCAUGUGGAGAGGGCAUCGCAUGAUCCAAAAGCAGUAAUAACGACAUACGAAGGUAAACACAACCACGAUGUGCCAGCUGCAAGGAAUAGCAGCCAUGACAUGGCAGGACCAGCAGCUGCAGCUGGACAAACACGAAUUAAGUUAGAAGAAAGCGAUACAAUUAGCCUUGACCUCGGCAUGGGCAUUAGCCCAGCCGCCGAAAACAGAUCACACGGGCAAGGGAAAACACUGCACUCUGAAUUUGUGAACACUCAAACUCACACCAGCAAUUCCAAUUUCAAGUUUGUUCAUACCACCGCAGCUCCUGUAUACUUUGGUGUUCUAAAUAACAGCACCAAUCCAUAUGGUUCUAGAGACAAUAGGAGUGAUGGUUCAUCUUUGAACCAUUCCUCGUAUCCUUGCCCACAGAACAUGGGAAGAAUACUAAUGGGUCCAUGAAAUUGUUCACAUAACAUACUAAAAUAAAAAUUAUUAGUAGCAUUUUGCUUUCUUUCUUUUUCUUGGCGGGUAUAGCUUCAAAGGUAAAAACGUCUCAUUUUCUUUUAGAAAAUGCAGAUAGUUCUUUCAUGUUUAUAUCACUAUUUGAGAGCUGCUGUUUAGUAGAAUUGGUAGCAGCUCCAUGUUGACUUUUUCAGUCUAAUUGUUGUUUGUAAUUGUAUAAUUAUAAUUAUAUCCAAAUUUUUCUGUAUAAAUAUGAAGCUGAUAUUAAAGCUGCUUCCACAAAACCUUGUAGAAGUGCUUGAAUGAAACUAAUUACGUAG